CCCUGGCAUCCUCACUCCUAAUUAUCAAAAGAAAAAAAAAAACCCAGCAGUCAUGGCGAUUGCGCAGAGAAGGUUGCAGAUCAUGAACCCUAAUUUUCUCUCUCUAGCCAUUGCUCUCUCUCUCCUCCUUGUGAUAUCAUCUGCCAAAGUGUUCUUCGAGGAGCGUUUUGAUGAUGGAUGGGAGAGUCGGUGGGUGAAAUCGGACUGGAAGAAAGACGAGAAAAUGGCUGGAGAGUGGAAUUACACCUCUGGCAAAUGGAAUGGAGACUCUAACGACAAAGGUAUCCAGACUAGUGAAGACUACAGGUUCUAUGCCAUCUCAGCUGAAUUCCCUGAAUUGAGCAACAAAGAGAAGACCUUAGUUUUCCAGUUCUCCGUCAAGCAUGAGCAGAAGCUUGACUGCGGUGGUGGUUACAUGAAGUUACUCAGUGGUGACGUUGACCAGAAAAAGUUUGGCGGUGACACACCAUACAGUAUCAUGUUUGGACCAGAUAUCUGUGGCUACACCACGAAAAAGGUCCAUGCUAUUCUUACCCACAAUGAGGUAAACCACUUGAUCAAGAAGGAAGUUCCAUGCGAGACCGACCAAUUGAGUCAUGUCUAUACUUUCAUCCUACGCCCCGAUGCUACUUACAGCAUUCUUAUUGACAACGAGGAGAAGCAAACUGGCAGCUUGUACUCUGACUGGGAUAUUCUCCCUCCUAAGCAGAUCAAAGACCCUGAGGCCAAAAAGCCUGAAGAUUGGGAUGAUAAGGAAUUCAUUGCUGAUCCCGAGGACAAGAAGCCAGCGGGUUAUGAUGACAUCCCUAAGGAGAUUCCUGAUGUUGAUGCCAAAAAGCCUGAGGAUUGGGAUGAUGAGGAGGAUGGUGAGUGGACUGCUCCUACUAUUCCCAACCCUGAGUACAAGGGUCCGUGGAAGGCAAAGAAAAUUAAAAACCCCAACUUCAAGGGCAAGUGGACGGCACCAAUGAUUGAUAACCCAGACUUCAAGGAUGACCCCGAUAUCUAUGUUUUCCCAAAGUUGAAGUACGUAGGAAUUGAAUUAUGGCAGGUCAAAUCUGGAACCUUGUUUGACAAUGUCUUGAUAGCUGACGACCCUGAUUAUGCUAAGAAGCUAGCUGAAGAAACAUGGGGCAAACAAAAGGAUGCCGAGAAAGCUGCAUUCGACGAGGCAGAAAAGAAGAGAGAAGAGGAGGAAACAAAGGAUGAACCAGUUGAUUCUGACGCUGAGGAUGAAAAAGACGAGUCUGAUGACGCUGCAGAAGGUGAUGCAUCUGACGAUGAUGUUGCAGAAGACCCUGCCGCCUCAGUCGAUGAAGAUGCACAUGACGAACUAUAGGCCCGUUUGAGCAUUUCAAUAUCUCUUUCCUGACAACGUGCCCUCAAGAAUGAGUAGCCAGCCUGGGGGGCAGUUUUGCUAAAAGAAAAGUUCUGUUUUCAUUUUAUAUUUUAGCUUUAGUAGGUCUUCUCUUUUUCAGGGAAUAGAAACAGUUGAAAGCUGCAUGAUGUUAUUUUUGGCUGAUCGAUUGAUUGCUUUCAUUUUCAUGUGACUUUAUUUGUGACAUUGACUGCAGAACUAAAAUAGAAACAUGUUCUCUUGUUUUUCAAUAAUAAGGACUCAACGAAAACAAUAUCUCAU
Messenger RNA from Erythranthe guttata (spotted monkey flower), 1639 nucleotides. Lineage: Eukaryota; Viridiplantae; Streptophyta; Magnoliopsida; Lamiales; Phrymaceae. The record is from RefSeq and is a predicted model, not a curated record.